AUGGUGAACAUUCCGAAGACGAGAAAUACAUUCUGCAAGAAGUGCAGUAACUAUUCCACUCACAAAGUCUCUCAAGCCAAGAAAUCUAAGGACAAUCCGAGGGCACAGGGAAACAGAAGGUAUGCUAGAAAGCAAAGGGGUUAUGGUGGACAGACAAAGCCGAUUCUCCGAAGAAAGGCAAAGGUCACCAAAAAGCUUGUACUAAAGCUGGAAUGCACGAAAUGCAAGUUUGCCCAUCAGAAGCCUUUGAAGAGAGCCAAGCAUGUGAUAUUUGGUGGAGAAAAGAAGAGAAGAGGAGAAGCAUUGAUCUAUUAA
Messenger RNA from Encephalitozoon romaleae SJ-2008, 315 nucleotides. Its product is annotated as 60S ribosomal protein L44. Gene Ontology annotation, cellular component: ribosome; cytosolic large ribosomal subunit. Bases 1 to 315 code for a protein of 104 amino acids. The transcript has a single exon. Gene Ontology annotation, molecular function: structural constituent of ribosome. The record is from RefSeq and is a predicted model, not a curated record. Gene Ontology annotation, biological process: translation. NCBI's taxonomy places the organism in Eukaryota, Fungi, Microsporidia, Unikaryonidae.